GUAUCCGAGUGUUGUCUGUCCGGGUGUUGUGUCUCUGGGUGUGGUCCGUCUGGCUGUUGCCUGUCCGGGUGUUGUCUGUCCGGGUGUUGUCUGUCCGGCUGUUGCGUGUCCAGCUGUUGCGUGUCCAGCUGUUGCGUGUCCAGCUGUUGCGUGUCCAGCUGUAUCCGGGUGUUGUCCGUCCGGCUGUUGUCCGUCCGGCUGUAG
Molecule: messenger RNA, 204 nt
Organism: Tinamus guttatus (white-throated tinamou)
Lineage: Eukaryota; Metazoa; Chordata; Aves; Tinamiformes; Tinamidae
Source: RefSeq, a predicted model, not a curated record